Messenger RNA from Aspergillus heteromorphus CBS 117.55, 1008 nucleotides. RefSeq lists its product as uncharacterized. NCBI's taxonomy places the organism in Eukaryota, Fungi, Ascomycota, Eurotiomycetes, Eurotiales, Aspergillaceae. Bases 1 to 1008 code for a protein of 335 amino acids. The transcript is spliced from 3 exons. Gene Ontology annotation, molecular function: hydrolase activity. The record is from RefSeq and is a predicted model, not a curated record.
AUGACGAAACCGUCUCAAGUCCGCUGCACCGACAGAUACUCUCCCACUCUCCUCUCCUACUCUCCAACUCAUCUACCUCCUACUCUCCUACUCUUAACUCCCAACUACUUACUACUUUAUCUACCCCUCCCCGCGACCAACAUCCUCCUCCACGCCGGCGACCUCACCAAAGUCGGCCACAAACACGAACACCUCUCCCUGCUCAGCACGCUCCAAUCCGCCGCGGCGGAGCUCAAGCUCGUCAUCCCAGGGAACCACGACAUCACGCUCGACGCGCCCUACUACACGUCCAAGGGCCACCUGCGCCACAGGCACCGAACCGACCACACCGCGCCGUCGGUGCAUGCCAACACGGCGCACAACAUCUCGGCGGGCAAGCACGAGGAAGGCGCGAUCGAGGACCCCGACGACAUCAAGAGGCUGUAUACCUCGGCCGAGGCGUGGGAGGCAGGGAUUCGCUACUUGGAGGAGGGGGUGCAUGUUUUCCGCUUGACCAGUGGCGUGCGCUUUACUGUCUAUGCUAGUCCGUUCACGCCCGAGUUUUGUGACUGGGCCUUUGCGUAUGAGAGGGGCGUGGAUCGAGAAAGAGAUUCCCCCCCCCAAAACCCCAUCCCCAGUCACCCCUCCAUCGACAUCAUCCUCACCCACGGCCCCCCCUACGGCAUCCUCGACCAGGUCGUCCCCAGCCACGCGAGCGUCGGCUGCGAGCACCUGUACCGGGCCGUGAAGCGCGCGAGACCGCGCCUGCACGUCUUCGGCCAUAUCCAUGAGGGGUACGGGGCUCGACGCGUGGAGUGGAGCACCGGCAACGAGUCGAUGAUCCAGUGCGAUGAGCAGACGACCCUGCAGGAGGGGUGCGCCAGGGUCGAUCUGAGUAAGGAUGGCGGGGCCGGGCUGAGGUUCGGCGACGAGACCCUCUUCGUGAACGCGAGCAUUAUGACCGUGCAGUAUCAUCCUGUUAAUGCGCCGUGGGUGGUGGAGCUGGAUUUGCCGGUUGGGGAGGAGUAA